GCGCAUCAACAAUUAGGUGAACAACUCGCAAGCAACUUUUUAAACGAUUACGUUACUCUGCCUUUUUCCUGUUAAAAAGGUGACCGCCAGUUUGUUUUGGGGUGGCGUAAAACGGAUAUGUGAAGAAAUCAGAUGUAGUGAUGUUGCAAAUGCCAUUUCACAGGAAGAAGUUGAACUUUUCUGCAAUGCGAGGCUCUAAAGUGGAGUGCAGUUAGGCUAUGUUACUCCAGACCGGCGGACACAUCGCUUUUGUUUUGAACCUGACAUUGGUUUUAUGUCAUUUUUUAUAAGAAAACGUCAUUCAAGUCGGUUUCUUAUGAUUUUUAUCCCGCGUAUGCUUAACUCAUCAUGACAAAGGAAACUCUCAGGACCGUGGCAACCACGACGCUUUUCAUCUGUUUAUGUUUUUCAUCUUUUAAAGCAGAGAUCCCUUCUUGCCACGGCGCCUACGACCUUUACUUUGUUUUAGACCGAUCUGGAAGCGUGGGGGACGACUGGAGUCAGAUCUAUGGCUUUGUCAAAAAUCUUACAGAGAGAUUUGUGAGUCCAAAUAUGCGAGUGUCCUUCAUAGUGUUUUCAUCAAGAGCAGAGACUGUGUUACUGCUCACUGGAGACAGGGGAAAAAUUCAUGAUGGCCUGAGGAUUUUAAAUGAGGUCAAACCAGCAGGAGAAACCUAUAUGCAUGAAGGAAUGAAAUUGGCAUCUGAACAAAUGAAAGAACAACAAAAAAAGUCCUCUAGUAUCAUUGUGGCCUUAACUGAUGGAAAGCUUGAACCAUAUAUCCAUCAACUCACUAAGGAUGAGGCUGAUAUAGCAAGGCGUUAUGGAGCUCGUGUAUACUGUGUUGGCGUAAAGGACUUUGAUGAAGAACAGCUCGCCGAUGUGGCUGAUAAUAGGGAGCAAGUGUUCCCAGUCAAAGGAGGCUUUCAAGCUCUCAAAGGCAUCGUUAAUUCGAUCCUCAAGCAAUCAUGCACAGAGAUCCUAACAGUGGAGCCGUCCAGCGUCUGCGUGAACCAGUCCUUUGACAUUGUUUUAAGAGGGAACGGGUUCACACUGGGGAGACAGAAAGAAGGAGUUGUCUGCAGUUUCAUAGUGGAUGGAGUUACUUACAAGGAAAAGCCAAGCAAGGUGAAGGAUAACUAUGUCCUGUGUCCUGCUCCAGUGCUGUAUUCAGUGGGACAACAAAUGGAGGUCCUGAUCAGUUUGAACAAUGGCACAUCGUACCUGACCAGUGCUUUCACCAUAACGGCCUCCUUAUGUUCAGACGGCACAGUGGUGGCCAUUGUGUUCUUGGUGCUCUUUCUCCUGUUGGCGUUGGCUUUGAUGUGGUGGUUCUGGCCUCUCUGCUGCACUGUCGUUAUUAUAGACCCACCCCCUCAAAGAACUCCUCGACCUCCACCUCCACCUAGACCAGAGCCAGACCCACUACCCAAGAAGAAGUGGCCAACUGUGGAUGCAUCUUACUAUGGAGGAAGAGGAGCUGGUGGAAUCAAACGCAUGGAGGUCCGUUGGGGAGAGAAAGGGUCCACAGAGGAGGGCGCACGGCUAGAGAAAGCCAAGAAUGCAGUGAUAUCGAUACAAGAGGAGGCCGAAGAACCCAUGAUCAAAAAGCCAACUGCAUCCCCACCCACAUACCAUCAACCUGAAUCCAAGUGGUAUACUCCUAUCAGGGGCCGCCUUGACGCACUGUGGGCUCUUCUGCGGCGGCAGUAUGACCGAGUUUCGCUCAUGCGCCCAACGACCGCAGAUAAGGGACGCUGUAUAAAUUUCAAUCGGAUGCAGCAUCAAUAGACGACAGUCUCCGGUCUCUGAAAUACUUUGACUUCCAAGUAUAUCAGAUGGGACAACAGAAAAAAAGCAUCAUUUCCUCGAGAUGACAGCUUCUUUGACCACUUUAGAGUAUCUUCGUAUUGGCUUUCCAAAACUUCUUUCAAGCUAUUGAAUGGCAAGCAGAUGACUAAAUAGAUUAACCCCCCAAAAAGUGUCUGAUUUUGCAGCUUUAAUGCACAGCAAAGGCUUUUUCGUGUUCUGACCAUAUUGUGCCUUCUGAGGAAAUAAAAAACUAAUCUUAUGGACACAGACGGAGGCUAUUUCAGAGAAAAAGGAAGGAAAAAAAGCAGAAUCAGAUGAGGCUCUUUGCCGUUGGCUGGGAAGUAGAACUAAUCCCAGUAGGCUCAUGGAGUGCAGAAGUACUUUGCCUCUUGGCAAUGUCUCUUCACAAAAAUCUCUCCAAGCCCACUAUCGUCGGAUGCCUAGCGGGGCUUCUUUGACUGGAGAUCUUGUCAUUUUAACACUGAGAAGUGCACACGCAUGACAAAUUGUAGACAGAAUGCCCUAAGGUAUUGGACGCAGUAAGACUUUGCCCUUUAGUUCGUGAAGACACCUUUCUAUCAGUGCGAGGACAGCGCAGAGAAAUUAAUAGAGCGUUAUUGCACCGCGAGACACCCUGUGACCAAAGCUCUCCGGCAAGGUUUUGAGGGACAGAUUUAACUCUGGUGGUCGGUGCUUCCUCCCCACUUAUUUGGCAGUCUGUUCUGUGCUCACUAAUGCAUAGACGGUCCCAAUUCAGAAACAUGCCCCUCAGUUAAAAGGUUUAAAGCAUCAAUACAACCGUCCAUCCAUCUGAUCUACAAGCAUUUUGUGCUCAAGUUCUCUUGGGAUAGGAAUAUCAAACUUUGAUUAGUGUAAAGGCAACUUUAGAGAUUUAUCUUUUGUUUGAGGUCUGACCACUUUAGAAUUUUGUACAAUUAAGGAGUUCCUUAGCUGUGCUAACAUGACACCCUCGUCCAAUACUCUCGAAAGAUCAAACCGAAAGGGGCGACGGACGGAUAAGUAUUGUUCAUUUCCAGAAAUUAUCCACAUCGCACUCCCCCCUCCACUUGCACACAGAAAAGCGAGCAAUAUAUAUUUAUUUUAGAUUUCUUUAACGCGCUGUCAUGACGACGAUCGUGAAUGAUGUCAGUGUCAGUGGAAACACUGUGGGGGAGGAAGGGGGCGGCAGCUGAAGAAAAAGGCUCGAACGAUCCAGUCACUUUCGAUACGCUACUUCAGAUGCAAAAUGGAUAUUCGAGUCGAAAUCUGACAAAGCGUGCCGGCUUUGACGGGAAGUGGUAUAGACAAUGACCAGUGGCUGGGUCAGUGGGAUGUCUCGGUGCAAGCAGGGAAGCUUAUCAAAUGACACUAAAAAUAAGUUCAACAACCAUCAAGUUUGAGGGGGGAACAGAAUGGGGCGCAGUCGCUCGCACUCGGUGGGCAUGCAAGUGUGCACGAUGGCAGGACCAUCGGGGGAAAAAGCCCUUGUUUAAUUAUUUCUUUGUUUGUAGCGUCAUAAUUGUUGGGACGUUCAUAAUUGUUCCCCUCCACCCCCUCCAAAAAAAAAAAAAAAAAAGAAACAGCCGAAAAAAUACAUAGAAAAGUUGAAACAUUUGGAAUCGUUCUCAGAGUGGCACUUACUGUACAAGUUUAGCUAAUGGACUUUAUGGAUAGAUAGGUGAGUGUAAUUCAGCUUUUGUUUCUUUUUAUACGUCACAGAUCACAGAAUGACAAUUUUAAAAAAAUGUUUGGUUGAGUAUUUUACAUACUAGCUGCAAAAUGGCUUGAUGUGUUUAACGGCUCCUUACAUGCUAUUUUUCCACCUCACCAGAGCUUCUGCUUUGUUUUAUCUUAUUUGUUGUUUUUAUUUACCUUUUAUUUUUACGUCUUCUUUUAUGCAUUUUAUAUUGUUAUAUUUAUAUUUUUUUAUUGAUUGUGGUUCCUGUGUGUGUGUGUGUGUGUUUUUUUAUUUUUGUUGGUUUUUUAUAUAGCCAUUAAUGUGUGUGGAAAGAGAAGUUAGUGCAACCUUUUGUUUUUGCGUAGCAAAUUGGAUUUAUUCUUUUAAGUGUUGAAAUUAGCUCCAGCUAAAAAAAAAUAUUAUUAAUAAUAACUUAUGUAAAAAAAUCUGAAUAUUGUAAAAUAGGAUAAUUGCACCUGUUUUAGGUGAAAAAAGUUUUUAAUUUUAGAAAUUGGAUUUACAAAAAAUUGUUUUUAAGCAACUCAGUCAUGACAACUGUGCACUGUUUUUUUAUACAUUAAAAUGUAAAGAAACAAUGUAUUAGUAAUGAUAUUUUUUUUAUUUGAACUGAAAACCAGGUCAGGUUUAUAUAUAUAUAUUAGUACUUUCAGCCCUUGUGAACUUUCAGCCUUUUUUUUUUGACAAUGUAAUAUUUCAUGAUUCUUUUUUCCCUGACACCAAUUGGUCUGCAGAUAUAAACUUUACUAGUGCACUUGUUAAAAAUUACUUUUAAAACAGUGUUAGUGUACAGAAAUAAUUUGAGUAAAAUGCACAGAAAUAACAAGAAACAAACAAGGAAAAGAAGUGGGCAGAAAAUUCGCCCUCACAAUCGGCAGCAAACUCUAAAAAUAGUUUGAUCCAUUGCAGAAAGCUGGAGACACUCAGAUUCACCAUAAACAAUUAGACUAUGUUCACAAUGUUAGUCAUCUGUUUUUCUGCAGUUGUUGUCUGAAAGUAAUGCACACCAUACACACAAUAGCAUUUAGCACAUAACAUGAUCUUAUUUUUCCUAUUCAGCAUUGAAGUUUCAAACUUUUUUGUAUCUUUUGUAUUUGCAUUUUGUAUAAAAUAAAUGGCACAUUGUUUUUAAAUGA
Molecule: messenger RNA, 4644 nt
Organism: Pimephales promelas (fathead minnow)
Lineage: Eukaryota; Metazoa; Chordata; Actinopteri; Cypriniformes; Leuciscidae
Gene: antxr2a
Product: ANTXR cell adhesion molecule 2a
Cellular component (GO): cell surface; plasma membrane
Molecular function (GO): transmembrane signaling receptor activity
Source: RefSeq, a predicted model, not a curated record